Ochotona princeps (American pika) is the source of this 1186-nucleotide messenger RNA. RefSeq lists its product as uncharacterized. The transcript has a single exon. Lineage: Eukaryota; Metazoa; Chordata; Mammalia; Lagomorpha; Ochotonidae. The coding region runs from base 759 to 857 and encodes 32 amino acids. The record is from RefSeq and is a predicted model, not a curated record.
AAGGUCGUCUCGGGCCCGGCUGCGGUGGGCACUGACGCCAGAGCCGGAGGGGGCCGCGGAGUUCCGGAAGACCAGCACCUCCGGGGGCACCCCGGUCCCCGCGAGGCGGGCUCCGGACGGCGCCGGGGGGCGGGGUCGGGGGCGGGGCCUGGCCUCGUUGUGGAGCGGCUCGUAAUCCAUCAUGGCGGCCGCGGGAGUCGGUGUCCGUCCCUGAGCAGCGCUGAAGCCGGAGCCGGUUCCUGGGUUCCUGCGGUGGAGGAGCCCCGUGGCGGUCCACGGCCGCUGUCGGAGGGCGCAGGCUGGGUCCCUGGGCGGCGUUCGGGGGACGAGACUGCCUGCUGGUGGCGGCGGCGGCGACGGUGGCCACGUCCGGGGCCGCGCGGGACGGGGUGUCUCGGGCAGAGACCCCCCGGGCUCGGGGCCUCCUGCCUCGUCGGCCUGCCUCCCGCUCUCGGGCCGCGCGACUCCUUCGUCCCUUGCGGCCCUGGCCCGGCUCUGGGACCCCGAGGUGGUCUCUGGUUUGUGCCACGGACCUGGGACGCCCCGUUUCCUGAGGCGUUGGAGGAGUCUCGCCCCUCCUCCCGCCUCGGAGGACUCGCACCCCGGCAGCCCCUCUCUUUAGCCCGGAUCUUGUCCCCAAGUUUGGCCUCGGAGACCCCCUCCUCCUCCGUUCAAAUCCUCUCUCUGGCUGUCAGGAGUCCUGCCCUGUACCCUCCCCACGUUACUGCCGCCAGCCUCUCAUGCCCUGACCUCUUCCAAUGUCACCUACGGCCCCCUUGGUCUCAGCCCAGCCCGAAACUUUGAUGCAGAGGAAAAGCCUGGAUUGGUUUCACAGGCCUUUUAAAAAGCGGACUUAGAAAAGUUGCUGGCGAUGCAUUAACGUCUCCGCCGCAUCGGGUGACCCGUGGGCCGGAAGAUGCGGAGAGUUAGAUAGCGGCCCACCGGUGACUCCCCCAGGAAAGGUGGAGGAACCCCCCAAGACCACGGCGCUUCCGCUGUGUGUGUGUGUGUCAGAGAGGACCGAAAUGGCUUCAGGAUUGCCCACCCUGCCGGCGUCCCCCCAGAAAUAGAUUUUUUUUUUUUGCCUCUCCAAAAAGACGCGGUGUAUUUCUUCUGGAAAACGGACUUGAAGUCGCGAAACGUUUUCAGGGUAGCGUUAGCGUCACCUUGCUUCGGGACCAUCGAC